CUCUAGAGGGAGCUGAUUGCGGCCGGGAGCAGCCGGCACCUCUAUGAUCGUCCGAGCCGUGAGGGUCCCUCGGGCCGUGCCGGGACCAGCAGAGGCUGCAUCCGGCCGCCCGGAACGCACUGACGCCUGCUCCUGGAAGCUGGGACCCCCUGGCCCCGAGAGGACCCAUGGCCUCGGCCUGAGUGUGGGCAGGGCGCCGGCAGAUCUGCGCUGGGGCCGGGACGAGGCGAAGAGGGAAACCGAGCCGGGCACAGGAGAGCAGGUGUGAGGCCAGGCUGCCCGUGUCCUCCACUGAGGCCUGAACAAGAUGGCAUCCGGGCAAGGCCCAGGUCCGCCUGGCGAGGGCUGUGGAGAGCCUCCCGAGCCCUCCACUUCCGAGCAGCAGGUAGCCCGGGACACGGAGGAGGUUUUCCGCAGCUACGUUUUCCACCGCCACCGGCAGGAGCAGGAGGCCGAGGGGGCGGCUGCCCCUGCUGACCCAGAGAUGAUCUCCUUGCACCUGGAACCUAACAGCACCAUGGGGCAGGUGGGGCGGCAGCUCGCCAUCAUUGGGGACGACAUCAACCAGCGCUAUGACUCAGAUUUCCAGAACAUGCUAGAGAAGCUGCAGCCCACGGCCGAGAACGCCUACGAGCUGUUCACCAAGAUCGCCUUGAGCCUGUUUGAGAGUGGCAUCAACUGGGGCCGUGUGGUGGCUCUCCUGGCCUUCGGCUACCGCCUGGCCCUGUACAUCUACCGGCGCGGCCUGACCGGCUUCCUGGGCCAGGUGACCCACUUUGUGGCCGACUUCGUGGUGCGUCACUGCAUCGCCCAGUGGAUCGCGCAGAGGGGCGGCUGGGUGGCAGUCCUGAGCUCGCACAACCCCAUCCUGACAGUGCUGGCGGCCCUGGCCGUGGUUGCGUUCUGCCAGUUCGUGGUACGAAGACACUUCAAGUCGUGACUCCUGGGGAGAGGCCCUUUGGGGUUCCCAGCUGAGACCCCUGCCUGGAUUGAAACCACGUCUCCUCCCCUUCCAAUACAGAAGCUUUAGAGAUGGGCCCUCCAGCUUCAGAGGGCCCCUGGCCAGGGGUCAGCUGGGCUAUGGAGGUGCCCCAACAUCGCAUGGUGCUAAUGGGCCCCCUCUCUGGGCCUCAGCCUGCCAGAGAGGGGCUGUGGUCUCCUCCCUCAGCUCUCUGGACGCCCUUAGCCCUGUCUGUAGGGCAACAGGGUGAUGGGGACCCUGGGGAGGCCAGAGGCUGGUAACCACUCCUUCCCAGGAGGCUUUUAAUGGUUUUAGCUUUUUAUAAUACUCUUGAGAGAGUGCCCCUCCCCCCCCACCUCUCUGCCCCAGGUCAGGACAUCUGGGACAGGGUGGUCAGUGGGACUUCCCCUGUCUCCCCCAGGACCCGACCCUCCUGGAAGGUCAGAGCCUGAGAGCCGGGCCGAGGUCCUCCUCAGUUCUCCCCCUGCCCCCACUGCCCCCACCCCACUGUGCCGUGCUAGUUGGACUCUCAGGGAUUCUGAGUGUGGGGGCGGCAGUGCACCCCAGAGUGGCCGGGGUGAGUCCAGAAGGACCUCCAGACCUGCCCUCAGGCCUCAGCUCCUUCCCCUCCCCUUACCAGAAAACUCUCUCCCAAGCCCCCUCCCCCCGUCCCCUGGCGAGCAGGACACAGAGGCCCCUCCUUGUCCAGCCGCUGGGUUCAGCAUUUGGUGUGUCAGUCCAGCGAAGAGGGGCAGGGAGUUCAUCCAGAGGCUUCUGAGUGGGAGGGCCCCACACCCCAGGCAUAAUCCCAGACAAGGGCCCCGGGCACAGUGUAAUCCACGGUGUGGAUGGGGGACUAUGAAUACUUGAACUCUACCCUUCCCCGCCAGCUCCUCACCUGCGAAGACCACUUCUGGGGGCGGGGGUGGGGGGGUGGGGUGCCUCCUCCACCUGCACAGCCUGGGGCCUUGGGGGGGAGGGGAGGUCUUGAAGCCAAAUGCAGGGAAGGGACGCAGAUGGAGCCCCUCUGUGUUUGAAAAUAAAUUGUGCAAU
Lepus europaeus (European hare) is the source of this 2014-nucleotide messenger RNA. It is a transcript of the gene BAK1, whose product is annotated as BCL2 antagonist/killer 1. Gene Ontology annotation, molecular function: protein homodimerization activity; protein heterodimerization activity. The coding region runs from base 308 to 940 and encodes 210 amino acids. The record is from RefSeq and is a predicted model, not a curated record. Lineage: Eukaryota; Metazoa; Chordata; Mammalia; Lagomorpha; Leporidae. Gene Ontology annotation, biological process: extrinsic apoptotic signaling pathway in absence of ligand; intrinsic apoptotic signaling pathway in response to DNA damage; regulation of apoptotic process. The transcript has 7 exons. Gene Ontology annotation, cellular component: mitochondrial outer membrane.